Molecule: messenger RNA, 1170 nt
Organism: Triticum turgidum subsp. durum (durum wheat)
Lineage: Eukaryota; Viridiplantae; Streptophyta; Magnoliopsida; Poales; Poaceae
Source: the annotation of a GenBank genome assembly
AUGGGCAACGCGUUCGCGUGCAUGCCGCGCAAGGAGCACCGGGGCGCGGCCGCGGUGUCGCGCAGCAAGCGCAUGGGGAGCGCGCGCCCGCCGCGCGGCGGGGCGGCCAAGCUCACGCCGGCGGAGGAGGAGCUGCUGCACCGCCAGGCGCUCGCCAUGGCCAUCCACCAGCACCUCGACGCCGGAGGCUCCAUGUCGCGCCGCAUCGACGCCGGCGGCGGCUCCAUGUCCCGCCGAAUCGGCCCCGGCUCCACCAGCUCCCGGCGACACGGCAACCUCCCGGACUCCGUCACCAAUGCCAAGGCUGUCCAAAUUGUUUUAGAGAACUUAGAAACCAAGAAAGUCGUUCUUGUCCAUGGGGAAGGAUUUGGCGCUUGGUGUUGGUACAAGACCAUCUCCCUGUUGGAGGAAGCUGGUCUCGAUCCUGUUGCCUUAGACCUCACAGGCUCUGGCAUAGACCACACUGAUACAAACGGCAUAGCUACAUUGGAAGAGUACUCCAAGCCACUAAUUGAUUACCUCAGUAAACUCCCUGAGAACGAGAAGGUAGUUUUGGUCGGUCAUAGUUGUGGAGGUGCAAGUGUGUCGUAUGCCCUAGAACACUGCCCAAAUAAGAUCUCCAAGGCCGUAUUCCUUACCGCCACAAUGGUAAAGGAUAGCCAGAGACCCUUCGACGUGUUCUCUGAAGAGCUCGCGUCGGCAGAUGUUUUCUUGCAAGAAUCACAGUAUUUACUUUACGGAAAUGGGAAGGACAAGCCUCCAACUGGGCUCAGGUUUGACAAACAGCAGAUCAAGGGGUUAUAUUUCAACCAAAGUCCUUCCAAGGAUAUCGCACUGGCCACUGUGUCCAUGCGGCCCAUCCCCUUGGCCCCGAUCAUGGAGAAGCUCUCCCUCACGGCGGAGAACUACGGCAGCGUCCGCCGCUACUUCAUUCAGACGCUGGACGACAGGAUGCUGUCGCCCGACGUCCAGGAGAAGCUGGUCCGGGAGAGCCCGCCUGACGGCAUCUUCAAGAUAAAGGGCGGCGACCACUGCCCCUUCUUCUCGAAACCGCAGUCCCUCCACAAGAUCCUUCUCGAGAUCGUGCAGAUCCAAGCGCCGGGGGCGCUGUUCCCGGGCAAAGCAGAAACCCUAGAAGAAGAAGAGGAGAGCGCCGAGAAAUCAUCAUGA